AACUAUAAUACAAGCCAUCAUCUGUGCCGCCGCGUGCCUCCUCUGUCGUCCACCACCACCACCAGCUUCCACCACGCACCGCCGUCAUCAUUCGCUAUUAAUCCAUCAAUAGCCGAGAGGGUCGAGAAGGUGAAGGGAUUCACAGCUGCGUGGCUAAACUAUGGAGAUGGACAUGAAAGAUGAUAAAGAGUUUGUUUCGAGCACAACAAAAGAUGUGAUUAAUAUAUUACCGGAAGAAGUGAUUGGGAUGAUUUUGUCCCUUCUACCAUUGAAAGAAGCAGUGAGAACAAGUGUGGUGUGCAAAGAAUGGAGGGUUUUAUGGUCAAACUAUUUUUCAGGAUCUGUAACUCUGGAACCGCCACAAGUGCGGCCCAAAUUCGGCUACACAUUAGAGGAGGAGAUGCCUUCAUGUAGGUCCGACUUUGUACGUUUCGUUGAUCGACUACUCUUGGAGGGGUUGAAAUACCCAUACUUGAAAGAGUUUAAAGUCGUGUGCUUCCUUAACGACCCACGCAUAGCGUCAAACAUCGAUCGCUGGAUCCGCGUGGCCACAGCGAAACAAGUCGAGACUUUGGAUCUCAACUUCUUUGAUCUAAUAUUCUCCCCAAUGUGGAGUUACAAUUUUUCAUGGCCGGAAGGGUGCCGGUGUUUGAAGGUCCUUCGCUUGAGAUUCAUAAGUGUUUCGGGAGAAAUGCUAGAGGGACUCUUGGACGGCUGUCCCUUACUCCAAGAGCUAAGCGUUUCAAGAUCACAAAAAUUAAUUGGUUUUCGCAUCUUGCACCACGAGGCCUUGAAGCGUUUGGAGAUUCAUGCCUCGGUGAGUUCUAUGGGGGAUGUACUAGUCACAGUGGUAUCGGCCCCCAAUUUGGUGUGUUUUAAAUUCGGCGGCAAUGGACGAUUCUGUCACACAUCUUUGGUCGAUGUGCCUUGCCUGACCCAAGUUNAUGAUAUAUCUGAGUUGGAGAAAACGGCAUCGCCCGCAUUUCAUAAAUUUGUACCCAAGUUGGAGUGGAGGGAGGAAUGUCAUAAAGAGAUUUGGUUUUCGGAUGAGAAUGUGGCAGAUGUUUGUAUGCAUGAAGAGGUUGUUAAAAGGUGGAUCUUCAAUAACAACAAUGGUGGUCUAUUUACUAUCAAAUGGCGCGGUGUUUCACUUUAGUGCCCUUUUGUUGGUUUUUG
Molecule: messenger RNA, 1176 nt
Organism: Cuscuta campestris
Lineage: Eukaryota; Viridiplantae; Streptophyta; Magnoliopsida; Solanales; Convolvulaceae
Source: the annotation of a GenBank genome assembly